UUCGCCAUAAAUUGCAGACGUCAUUUUUUCACUAGGCGUGAUAACUUUCUUGUGUCGUGAAAAAGUGAAUUUUAAUAUAUAAAACUAUUUAAAGAAGUGCAAAAAUAGUUGCAAAAUAUGGGCGAUUCGCUGGACAACACCGACACAUCGGUGGACCCAGCCGUUAAUUUGUCCAUAGCCAACUAUGAUGCAUUUGCAAACUACUUGCGCAAAGCUGUGACCAUUUUGUUGCCGGAGGAGGAUGUUGUGCCGGAGUCUUUGAAUAAUGCUUUAAAUGAUCCAGUGAACCAGGAGACUAUUCGCAAGUUCCUGUCUGAUCCGCAAGUGCAGGCGCUCUAUGUUCAACGUAAUUGCAUUAAAGAGGAUGACAGCGAGCAGCCGGCAGAAGGUGAGGAAGAGAAGGAACAGGUGUCUUAUCAAAUCAGCAACGAUGUACACUUCACCAACAGCCGCAUGGCAUCCCUGGCCUGCAUUAAACGUGGCGUAGUCGUCGAAGCUGACAAGUCGAUUCAUUCUCAGCUGCGUUUGAUAAACUUUUCCGAUGGCUCACCCUAUGAAACGCUUCAUGCGUUCAUUAGCAAAUCAUUAGCACCGUACUUCAAGUCGUAUGUCAAGGAAUCUGGACGUGCCGAUCGCGAUGGCGAUAAGAUGGCUCCAUCGGUGGAGAAAAAGUUGGCGGAGUUGGAGAUGGGCCUGCUGCACUUGCAACAGAACAUUGACAUUCCAGAGAUUACGCUGACUGCUCAUCCAGUUGUUAAUCAGGUCAUACGUAAGUGCGCCGAUGAGAACCACAAGGCCAAGGUGGUUGACUUUGGUGACAAGGUGGAGGACUCGUCAUUUCUCAAUCAACUGCAAAAUGGCGUGAAUCGCUGGAUAACCGAGAUCAAGAAAGUAACCAAGUUGAAUCGUGAUCCCGGUUCCGGCACUGCGUUGCAAGAAAUCUCAUUUUGGUUGAAUCUGGAGCGUGCGUUGUAUCGCAUCCAGGAGAAACGCGAGUCGCCUGAAGUUGCACUUACCCUGGACAUACUUAAGCAUGGCAAACGUUUCCAUGCCACGGUUUCGUUUGACACGGAUACAGGCCUAAAGCAGGCUUUGGCCACUGUAGCCGAUUAUAAUCCUCUAAUGAAAGAUUUCCCAAUUAACGAUCUACUCUCAGCAACAGAGCUUGAGAAGAUUCGUCCAGCUGUGCAGCAGAUUUUCUCACAUCUGCGUAAAGUGCGUAACACUAAGUACCCCAUCCAGCGCUGUCUGAAGCUCAUCGAGGCUAUCUCGCGGGACUUGUCGCAGCAGUUGCUCAAAGUGCUUGGUACCCGUCGCUUGAUGCAUAUUCCAUUUGAUGAAUUUGAGCGCGUGAUGAAUCAGUGCUUCGAGAUCUUUAGCUGCUGGGACGAUGAAUAUGACAAGUUGCAAGGUCUGCUGCGUGAUAUAGUGAAAAAGAAGCGGGACGAGCAUCUGAAGAUGGUGUGGCGCGUGUCACCGGCUCACAAGAAGCUUCAAACACGCAUGGAACACAUGCGAAAGUUCCGCAGACAGCAUGAACAGCUACGUACUGUUAUUCUCCGUGUAUUGCGGCCCACUAAGCAGGCGGCUAACGAUGAUGGCAGCGCGGUCGAAACCAAGCAGCCGUAUAGUUUGGAUGCUGCCGAUGCUAAUGCUAUCGAAGAGGUCAAUUUGGCCUAUGAGAAUGUCAAGGAGGUGGAUUGCUUGGAUAUUACCAAGGAAGGCUCCGAGGCUUGGGAAGCAGCUGUCAAGCGCUAUGAAGAGAAAAUUGAUCGUGUGGAGACUCGUAUCACGGCGCAUCUACGCGACCAACUGGGCACCGCAAAGAAUGCCAACGAGAUGUUCCGCAUUUUCUCACGUUUUAAUGCGUUGUUUGUGCGUCCGCACAUUCGUGGCGCGAUUCGUGAGUACCAGACGCAGCUGAUACAGCGAGUCAAGGACGACAUCGAGGCACUACACGAGAAGUUUAAGGUGCAGUAUCCGCAAAGCAAGAGCUGUCGAUUAUCCUCGGUUCGUGAUUUGCCACCAGUGGCGGGUUCCAUAAUCUGGGCACGUCAAAUCGACAACCAGCUGACUAUGUAUCUGAAGCGGGUCGAGGAUGUACUCGGCAAAGGCUGGGAGACCCACAUCGAGGGCCAAAAACUGAAGGCCGACGGCGAUAGUUUCCGCGCCAAGUUGUCUAUCUCAGAUGUGUUCCAUGAGUGGGCUCGCAAGGUCCAGGAGCGAAAUUUUGGAAGCUCCGGUAGAAUCUUUACCAUUGAAUCGACUCGUUCCCGCGUUGGGCGUGGUAAUGUUUUGCGUCUACGCGUCAACUUUUUGCCCGAGAUAAUUACGUUGGCAAAGGAAGUGCGCAACAUCAAGAACUUGGGAUUCAGAGUUCCACUUACUAUUGUCAACAAAGCUCAUCAGGCUAACCAGAUUUAUCCCUAUGCUAUAUCCCUGAUUGAAAGCGUACGCACGUACGAACGCACAUUGGAGAAGCUUAAUAAUAGGAGUCUAGCACUAAAUUCAGUAUUCAAGAUCGAAGAUCGUGCCAGCAUUGUACCUCUGGUUGCGGGCUUGCGUAAGGAGGUCUUAAAUCUGGUCUCCGAGGGAAUUGGCUUGAUCUGGGAAUCGUAUAAGCUGGAUCCCUAUGUUCUGCGCCUGUCUGAGUGUGUAACACAGUUCCAGGAGAAGGUGGAUGACUUGCUAGUGGUGGAGGAGCAACUGGAUGUGGACGUGCGUUCGCUGGAGACGUGCCCCUAUAGCGCGGCUACUUUUGUGGAAAUUCUCUCCAAGAUUCAGCAUGCUGUCGAUGACUUAUCGCUGCGUCAAUAUUCCAAUUUAAGUGUUUGGGUUACGCGUCUCGAUGAGGAGGUGGAGAAAAAGCUUGCCUUGCGUCUGCAGGCGGGUAUUCAAGCCUGGACUGAGGCUUUGACCGGUAACAAGAAAGAGGUGGACACUUCCAUGGACACAGACGCUCCAGCACAGCCCACGCACAAGCUGGGUGGUGAGCCACAAGUGCAGAAUGCUGUGCACGAAAUACGCAUCACCAAUCAGCAGAUGUACCUAUAUCCGUCGAUUGAGGAGGCCCGCUUCCAGAUCAUGCAGCAGUUCUUUGCCUGGCAAGCGAUUGUCACCUCGCAGGUACGCUUGCAGAGCACACGAUAUCAAGUGGGUCUUGAGAAGCCUGUCUCGCAGACCUAUCGCAAUCUGCUGACUAAGCUGCCUGAGGGCAAGAUACUGGAGAAUGCCUAUGGCGCAAUUGAGCACAAGAUCAGCGAGGUGCGCAACUAUGUGGAUGAAUGGCUGCGUUAUCAAAGCCUUUGGGAUCUACAGGCGGACACACUGUACGGCCGCCUGGGCGAGGAUGUGAACUUGUGGAUCAAGUGCCUCAAUGACAUUAAGCAGUCGCGCACCACCUUCGACACCUCGGACACACGUCGCGCUUACGGUGCCAUAAUCAUUGACUAUGCCAAGGUACAGGCCAAGGUGACGCUGAAGUAUGAUUCGUGGCACAAGGAGGCGCUGGGCAAGUUUGGCACGUUGUUGGGCACCGAGAUGACCACGUUCCACACCAAGGUAUCCAAGUCACGCACAGAUUUGGAAAUGCAGAGCAUCGAAGCGGCCAGCACUUCAGAUGCAGUCAGCUUCAUUACAUAUGUGCAGUCUUUGAAGAAGGACAUGAUUGCCUGGGACAAGCAGGUGGAAGUAUUCCGCGAGGCUCAGCGUAUUUUGGAACGCCAACGUUUCCAGUUUCCCAACAAUUGGUUGCAUGUGGACAACAUCGAGGGCGAAUGGUCUGCUUUUAAUGAAAUAAUCAAGCGCAAAGACACAGCCAUUCAGACACAAGUAGCAAGCCUUCAGGCAAAGAUUGUGGCCGAAGACAAGGCCGUGGAGACACGCACCGUGGACUUCCUUAAUGACUGGGAGAAGACCAAGCCCACCGGUGGCAAAAUACGUCCCGAUGAUGCUCUGCAGCAACUCCAAAUCUUUGAGAGCAAAUACUCGCGACUCAAGGAGGAACGCGACAAUGUGGCUAAGGCCAAGGAGGCGCUUGAGCUGCAGGAAUCGGCAGUUCCCAACAACAGUGCCGAACGUAUGAAUGUAGCUCUCGAGGAACUGCAGGAUCUGCGCGGCGUUUGGAGCGAGUUGUCCAAGGUUUGGACCCAGAUCGAUGAGACGCGCGAGAAGCCAUGGCUCUCAGUACAGCCGCGCAAGCUGCGUCAACAACUGGAAGCUAUGAUGGCGCAACUGAAGGAGUUGCCUGCUCGUCUUCGCAUGUACGAAUCAUACGAGUAUGUCAAGAAGCUUAUCCAGAGCUACAUCAAGGUGAAUAUGCUUAUUGUGGAGCUCAAGUCGGAUGCUUUGAAGGAGCGUCACUGGAAGCAAUUGACCAAGCAGCUGCGUGUCAACUGGGUCAUCUCUGAUCUGACAUUGGGUCAAGUGUGGGAUGUCAACUUGCAGAAGAACGAGGGUGUUGUCAAGGAUAUCAUUCUGGUCGCUCAGGGAGAGAUGGCGCUAGAGGAGUUCUUGAAGCAAGUGCGCGAAUCCUGGCAAAACUAUGAAUUGGAUUUGAUUAACUAUCAGAACAAGUGCCGCAUCAUUCGCGGUUGGGACGAUCUGUUCAACAAGGUCAAGGAACACAUCAACUCAGUGGCCGCUAUGAAACUAUCGCCCUACUACAAGGUCUUCGAAGAGGAAGCUCUCACCUGGGAGGAAAAAUUGAAUCGUAUUAACGCCCUGUUCGAUGUAUGGAUCGAUGUGCAGCGUCGCUGGGUCUACUUGGAGGGCAUAUUUUCGGGCAGUGCAGACAUUAAAACUCUGCUGCCCGUGGAGACUUCUCGUUUCCAGAGCAUUAGCUCCGAAUUCUUGGGUCUGAUGAAGAAGGUGACCAAAUCGCCAAAAGUCAUGGAUGUGCUCAAUAUUCCGGCUGUGCAGCGCUCGCUUGAACGUCUAGCCGAUCUACUGGGCAAGAUUCAAAAAGCUUUGGGAGAGUACCUUGAACGUGAGCGUACUUCAUUCCCACGCUUUUACUUUGUGGGCGAUGAGGAUCUGCUGGAGAUCAUUGGCAACAGCAAGAAUAUUGCACGUCUGCAAAAGCAUUUCAAAAAGAUGUUUGCCGGAGUCGCCGCCAUUCUAUUGAACGAGGAAAACAAUGUUAUACUGGGCAUAUCUUCGCGUGAGGGCGAGGAGGUGCAUUUCAUCAAUCCAGUAUCCACUGUGGACCAUCCCAAGAUCAACGAGUGGCUGUCACUGGUGGAAAAACAAAUGCGCUUUACGCUCGCCUCACUGCUGGCCCAGGCUGUACAGGAUAUCAAGCAGUUCCGGGAAGGCAAAAUCGAUCCACAGAAAUACAUGGAAUGGUGCGACAAGUAUCAAGCUCAGAUUGUCGUACUAGCUGCCCAGAUCCUCUGGUCUGAGGACGUGGAAGCUGCCUUGCAGCAAGCCUCGGAGAACAACAAUUCCAAGCCCAUGCAACGCGUCCUUGGCAAUGUGGAGAACACAUUGAAUGUCUUGGCCGAUUCUGUGCUACAGGAGCAGCCGGCCCUACGUCGCCGCAAGCUGGAGCAUCUCAUCAAUGAAUUUGUGCACAAGCGCACAGUCACUCGACGUCUGAUUACGAACGGUGUCACCUCACCAAAAUCCUUCCAAUGGCUGUGUGAGAUGCGUUUCUAUUUUGAUCCCCGACAGACGGAAGUUCUGCAGCAGCUGACUAUUCAUAUGGCUAAUGCGCGUUUCUUCUACGGUUUCGAGUAUCUAGGCGUGCAGGAUCGUUUGGUUCAGACGCCACUCACGGAUCGUUGCUAUCUGACCAUGACGCAAGCGCUGGAAUCACGUCUGGGUGGUUCACCUUUCGGUCCAGCGGGCACGGGUAAAACAGAAUCCGUUAAGGCGCUGGGCAAUCAACUUGGACGCUUUGUGCUUGUCUUCAACUGCGACGAAACAUUCGAUUUCCAGGCUAUGGGCCGUAUCUUUGUCGGUCUGUGUCAAGUGGGCGCCUGGGGCUGUUUCGAUGAGUUUAAUCGACUGGAGGAGCGUAUGCUCUCCGCCUGCUCGCAGCAGAUCCAAACAAUUCAGGAAGCACUCAAAUACGAGAUGGACAGCAAUAAGGAGAGCAUCACCGUCGAGCUUGUGGGCAAACAAGUUCGCGUCUCUCCAGAUAUGGCCAUUUUCAUAACCAUGAAUCCGGGCUACGCUGGCCGUUCCAAUCUGCCAGAUAAUUUGAAGAAGCUCUUCCGAUCGCUGGCUAUGACAACUCCUGAUCGUCAGCUUAUCGCCGAGGUCAUGCUCUUCUCGCAAGGCUUCCGCUCCGCCGAAAAGUUAGCGUGCAAGAUUGUGCCCUUCUUCAAGCUCUGCGACGAGCAGCUAUCCAACCAGAGCCAUUACGACUUUGGUCUGCGUGCACUGAAGUCAGUGCUCAUCUCUGCAGGCAAUGUGAAGCGUGAUCGCAUUAUGAAGAUCAAGGAGCAGAUGCGUCAACGUGGUGAGGAGAACAUCGAUGAAGCUUCAGUGGCAGAGAAUCUGCCCGAACAAGAGAUCCUCAUACAGUCGGUGUGCGAGACAAUGGUGCCCAAACUGGUAGCCGAGGAUAUACCAUUGCUCUUCUCGCUGCUUAGCGAUGUCUUCCCCAAUGUGGGCUACACACGUGCCGAGAUGAAGGGUCUCAAGGAGGAGAUUCGCAAAGUGUGCCAGGAGGAUUAUCUGGUCUGUGGCGAAGGCGAUGAACAGGGCGCCGCCUGGAUGGAAAAGGUGCUGCAAUUGUAUCAAAUAUCCAAUCUCAAUCAUGGCCUCAUGAUGGUUGGUCCUUCAGGCUCUGGCAAGUCCACGGCUUGGCGUACACUGCUCAAGGCUCUAGAGCGCUUCGAGGGAGUUGAGGGUGUUGCUCACGUAAUCGAUCCCAAAGCUAUUUCCAAGGAGGCGCUUUAUGGUGUUCUCGAUCCGAAUACGCGUGAAUGGACUGACGGUUUGUUCACUCACAUUCUGCGUAAGAUUAUUGACAAUGUGCGUGGCGAGAUUAACAAGCGCCAAUGGAUCAUAUUUGAUGGUGAUGUCGAUCCCGAGUGGGUGGAGAAUCUUAACUCGGUGCUUGAUGACAACAAGUUGCUGACAUUGCCCAAUGGUGAACGCCUUUCGCUGCCACCUAACGUGCGAGUCAUGUUUGAGGUGCAGGAUCUGAAAUUUGCAACACUUGCUACAGUCUCUCGUUGCGGCAUGGUCUGGUUCUCAGAAGAUGUGCUUUCCACGGAGAUGAUCUUUGAAAAUUAUUUGUCACGCUUGCGUAGCAUACCGUUGGAGGAUGGUGACGAGGACUUUGUGGGUGUGAUGAAGCCCGCCAAGGACAAGGAGGAAGAGGUGUCGCCCUCUUUGCAGGUGCAACGUGACAUCGCGUUGCUUUUGCAGCCCUUCUUCUCGGGUGAUGGCAUUGUGGUGCGCACACUGGAGUAUGCCAUGGACCAGGAGCAUAUCAUGGACUUUACACGAUUGCGCGCACUCAGCUCUCUCUUCUCCAUGCUUAAUCAGUCGGCACGCAAUGUGCUCAACUUUAACGCACAGCAUCCGGACUUCCCAUGCUCAGCUGAUCAGCUGGAGCACUAUAUACCUAAGGCUCUCGUUUACUCGGUGCUUUGGUCAUUCGCUGGCGAUGCUAAACUAAAGGUCCGCAUCGAUUUGGGUGACUUUGUGCGCAGUGUUACAACUGUGCCGCUGCCAGGUGCUGCCGGAGCACCGAUCAUUGACUACGAGGUUAGCAUGAAUGGUGAAUGGGUGCCAUGGAGCAACAAGGUGCCUGUAAUUGAGGUGGAGACCCACAAGGUUGCCUCGCCCGAUAUCGUGGUGCCCACGCUGGAUACGGUGCGUCACGAAUCGCUGCUCUACACAUGGCUAGCCGAGCACAAGCCUUUGGUGCUGUGUGGUCCACCUGGCUCUGGCAAGACUAUGACACUGUUCUCAGCGCUGCGUGCUCUGCCCGACAUGGAAGUGGUUGGUCUCAAUUUCUCAUCGGCUACAACACCAGAGCUGCUGCUUAAGACGUUCGAUCAUUAUUGCGAGUACCGCAAGACGCCAAAUGGCGUGGUGCUCUCCCCUGUGCAGAUUGGCAAGUGGUUAGUGCUGUUCUGUGACGAAAUCAAUUUGCCGGACAUGGAUUCGUAUGGCACACAGCGUGUUAUUUCAUUCCUGCGUCAGCUGGUGGAGCACAAGGGCUUCUAUCGUGCAAGUGAUCAGGCAUGGGUGUCUUUGGAGCGCAUUCAGUUCGUUGGCGCUUGUAACCCGCCCACAGAUCCGGGUCGUAAACCCCUCUCGCAUCGCUUCUUGCGCCAUGUGCCAAUCAUUUACGUGGAUUAUCCAGGAGAAACGUCGCUCAAGCAGAUCUACGGCACCUUCUCGCGUGCCAUGCUGCGUCUAAUGCCCGCACUCCGUGGCUAUGCAGAGCCACUCACAAAUGCUAUGGUGGAGUUCUAUUUGGCGUCGCAAGAUCGUUUUACGCAGGACAUGCAGCCGCAUUACGUGUAUUCACCUCGUGAAAUGACACGUUGGGUGCGCGGUAUCUGUGAAGCUAUACGUCCUUUGGACUCGCUACCCGUAGAGGGCUUAGUACGUCUAUGGGCGCACGAGGCCCUGCGUCUGUUCCAGGAUCGUCUUGUAGAUGAUUCGGAGCGUCGCUGGACCAAUGAAAACAUUGAUCUAGUUGGCCACAAGCACUUCCCAGGCAUCAAUCAGGAGGAGGCACUACAAAGGCCCAUCCUCUACAGCAAUUGGCUUUCGAAGGAUUAUAUGCCAGUGAAUCGUGAGGAGUUGCGCGAUUAUGUACGUGCGCGCCUAAAGGUCUUCUACGAGGAGGAGUUGGACGUGCCGCUUGUGCUAUUCGACGAGGUUCUCGAUCACGUACUUCGCAUCGACCGUAUCUUCCGCCAGCCGCAGGGCCAUCUGUUGCUCAUUGGUGUGUCCGGUGCCGGCAAGACAACGCUGUCACGUUUCGUGGCCUGGAUGAAUGGUCUGUCCAUAUUCCAGAUCAAAGUACAUAACAAAUAUACUAGCGAGGACUUCGAUGAGGACCUGCGCUGUGUGCUGCGCCGCUCUGGUUGCAAGGACGAGAAGAUCGCCUUUAUAUUGGACGAAUCAAAUGUCCUGGACUCUGGCUUCCUCGAGCGCAUGAACACUUUGCUGGCUAACGGCGAGGUGCCCGGCCUCUUUGAGGGCGACGAGUACACGACCCUGAUGACCCAGUGCAAGGAAGGUGCUCAGCGUGAAGGUCUUAUGCUCGAUUCCAGUGAUGAGUUGUAUAAGUGGUUCACACAGCAGGUGAUGCGCAAUUUGCACGUUGUCUUCACCAUGAAUCCCUCGACGGAUGGCCUCAAGGAUCGCGCAGCUACUUCGCCGGCUUUGUUCAAUCGUUGUGUGCUCAAUUGGUUCGGAGACUGGUCAGACUCAGCUCUGUUCCAGGUGGGCAAGGAGUUCACCACGCGUGUCGAUCUAGAGAAGCCCAACUGGUCGCCCCCGGACUUCUUCCCCUCUGUCUGUCCGUUGGUGCCCGCCAAUCCCACGCAUCGCGAUGCUGUCAUCAACAGCUGCGUCUAUGUGCAUCAGACUCUCCACCAGGCCAACGCGCGUUUGGCUAAGAGAGGUGGACGCACAAUGGCAGUUACUCCACGUCAUUAUUUGGACUUCAUCCAUCACUUUGUCAAGCUGUAUAAUGAAAAGCGCAGCGAUUUGGAGGAGCAGCAGCUGCACUUGAACGUGGGUCUUAACAAGAUUGCCGAGACUGUGGAGCAGGUGGAGGAGAUGCAGAAAUCGCUGGCAGUCAAGAAACAGGAGCUGCAAGCAAAGAAUGAGGCAGCCAAUGCGAAGUUGAAGCAAAUGUUCCAGGAUCAACAGGAGGCGGAGAAGAAGAAGAUACAAUCGCAGGAGAUACAAAUACGUCUAGCCGAUCAAACGGUCAAAAUCGAAGAGAAGCGCAAGUAUGUGAUGGCAGAUCUGGCCCAGGUGGAACCAGCUGUGAUCGAAGCACAGCAAGCUGUGAAGUCUAUACGCAAACAGCAACUUGUUGAGGUGCGAACGAUGGCGAAUCCACCGUCGGUGGUUAAAUUGGCACUCGAGUCGAUUUGCCUGCUGCUGGGCGAGAAUGCGACCGAUUGGAAAUCGAUACGCGCAGUGAUAAUGCGUGAAAAUUUCAUUAAUUCAAUUGUAUCUAACUUCGGUACCGAGAACAUAACUGAUGAGGUUCGGGAGAAGAUGAAGUCCAAGUACCUCAGCAAUCCUGACUACAACUUUGAGAAGGUCAAUCGUGCGAGUAUGGCUUGCGGUCCCAUGGUCAAAUGGGCCAUAGCACAGAUUGAAUACGCAGACAUGUUGAAGCGCGUGGAGCCGUUGCGCGAGGAACUGCGCUCAUUGGAAGAGCAGGCCGAUGUGAAUUUGGCAAGUGCACAGGAGACCAAGGAUUUGGUGGAGCAGCUGGAACGCAGUAUUGCGGCUUACAAGGAGGAAUAUGCGCAGCUAAUUUCCCAGGCGCAGGCCAUUAAAACUGAUCUGGAGAAUGUGCAGGCCAAGGUGGAUCGCUCUAUUGCGCUGCUCAAGAGCUUGAACAUUGAACGCGAACGCUGGGAGUCUACCAGCGAGACCUUCAAAUCCCAAAUGUCCACCAUUGUGGGCGACGUGCUGCUAUCGGCAGCCUUUAUAGCGUACGGCGGCUAUUUUGAUCAGCAUUAUCGCCUGAAUCUGUUCACCACCUGGUCACAGCAUUUGCAAUCGGCUAGCAUACAAUACCGUGCGGACAUUGCACGCACGGAAUAUCUAUCCAAUCCAGACGAGCGUUUGCGCUGGCAGGCGAAUGCCUUGCCUUCGGAUGAUCUGUGCACUGAGAAUGCGAUCAUGCUGAAGCGCUUCAACCGCUAUCCGCUGAUCAUUGAUCCGUCGGGACAGGCCACAACUUUCCUGUUGAACGAGUAUGCCGGCAAGAAGAUAACAAAGACAUCCUUCUUGGACGAUUCGUUCCGCAAGAACCUGGAGUCGGCGCUGCGUUUCGGUAAUCCUUUGCUUGUACAGGAUGUUGAGAACUAUGAUCCCAUAUUGAAUCCGGUGCUCAAUCGGGAGCUGCGUCGCACUGGCGGCCGUGUGCUCAUUACGCUGGGCGAUCAGGACAUCGAUUUGUCGCCAUCCUUUGUCAUCUUCCUGUCGACGCGUGAUCCUACUGUUGAGUUCCCGCCCGACAUUUGCUCGAGGGUGACCUUUGUUAACUUCACAGUGACGCGCAGCUCUUUGCAAUCGCAGUGCUUGAAUCAAGUGCUGAAGGCCGAACGUCCAGACAUUGAUGAGAAACGUUCCGAUCUGCUGAAGCUCCAAGGUGAAUUCCGUCUGCGUCUGCGUCAGCUGGAGAAGAGUCUGCUGCAGGCAUUGAAUGAUGCCAAGGGCAAGAUUCUAGAUGACGAUUCGGUCAUCACAACAUUAGAGACACUCAAAAAAGAGGCCUACGACAUCAACCAGAAGGUGGAUGAGACGGACAAGGUGAUAGCCGAAAUCGAGACGGUCUCGCAGCAGUAUCUGCCACUCUCUGUAGCGUGCAGCAGCAUGUACUUCACGAUGGACAGUUUGAACCAGGUCCACUUCCUCUACCAGUACUCGCUGAAGAUGUUCCUGGAUAUAUUCUCGACCGUUCUGUACAACAAUCCACGGCUGGAAGGUCGCAGCGACCACUCGGAGCGUUUGGGCAUCGUGACCAAGGAUCUGUUCCAGGUGUGCUAUGAGCGUGUUGCACGUGGCAUGCUGCACAACGAUCGCCUUACCUUUGCUCUGCUGAUGUGCAAGAUCCAUCUUAAGGGCACCGGGGAAUCAAAUCUAGAUGCAGAGUUUAACUUCUUCCUGCGCAGCCGCGAGGGACUCUUGGCUAAUCCAACACACGUUGAAGGAUUAAGUGGUGAGCAAAUCGAGGGCGUUAAUCGCUUGGCUUCCCGUCUGCCCAUCUUCCGCAAGCUGGUGGAAAAGGUGCGCUCCAUGCCUGAGCUUGGCGCCUGGUUGCAGCAGAGCUCACCGGAGCAGUGUGUGCCUCAGCUGUGGGAUGAAUCAAAGGCACUGAGCGCCAUUGCAAGCUCCGUGCAUCAGCUUUUGCUCAUUCAGGCCUUCCGGCCGGAUCGCGUCAUUGCCGCUGCCCACAACGUGGUUAACACGGUGCUCGGCGUUGACUACAUGCCCAAUGCAGAGCAGGAGCUGGACUUUACGGCCGUGGUGGACAAGCAGUUGAACUGCAAUACGCCUGCUUUGCUAUGCUCUGUGCCCGGUUUCGAUGCUUCGGGUCGUGUGGACGAUUUGGCCGCCGAACAGAACAAACAAAUCUCGAGCAUUGCCAUCGGUUCUGCCGAGGGCUUUAACCAGGCUGAGCGAGCCAUCAACAUGGCCUGCAAGACAGGUCGCUGGGUGUUGCUUAAGAACGUACAUCUGGCGCCACAGUGGCUGGUGCAAUUGGAGAAGAAGAUGCACUCGCUGCAGCCACACUCCGGCUUCCGCCUCUUCCUUACCAUGGAAAUCAAUCCCAAGGUGCCGGUGAAUCUUCUACGUGCCGGUCGCAUCUUUGUCUUUGAGCCACCGCCAGGUAUUCGGGCCAAUCUGUUGCGCACCUUCUCGACGGUGCCUGCGGCCCGCAUGAUGAAGACGCCCAGUGAGCGUGCUCGACUCUAUUUCCUGCUGGCCUGGUUCCAUGCCAUUGUGCAGGAGCGAUUGCGGUAUGUGCCUCUGGGCUGGGCCAAGAAGUACGAGUUCAAUGAGUCGGACUUGCGAGUGGCUUGUGAUACGUUAGAUACGUGGAUCGACACCACAGCCAUGGGACGUACCAAUUUGCCACCAGAGAAGGUGCCUUGGGAUGCGCUGGUCACUCUGCUCUCUCAGUCCAUCUACGGUGGCAAGAUUGACAACGAUUUCGAUCAGCGUCUGCUCACCUCUUUCUUGAAGAAACUCUUCACGGCGCGCAGUUUCGAGGCAGACUUUGCCUUGGUGGCGAAUGUGGAUGGCGCUUCGGGUGGGUUGCGACACAUUACCAUGCCGGAUGGCACUCGCCGUGAUCACUUCCUUAAGUGGAUCGAGAAUCUAACGGAUCGCCAGACACCUUCCUGGCUGGGUCUGCCCAACAAUGCAGAAAAGGUGCUGCUCACAACUCGAGGCACUGACUUGGUUAGUAAGCUGCUCAAGAUGCAACAGCUGGAGGAUGACGAUGAGCUGGCAUACAGCGUUGAAGAGCAGUCGGAACAAUCCGCACUGGCCGUGGGACGCGGCGAGGAUGGCCGUCCGUCCUGGAUGAAGACGCUGCACAACUCAGCCACCGCCUGGCUGGAACUGCUGCCGAAGAAUCUGCAAGUGCUCAAACGCACCGUGGAGAACAUCAAGGAUCCGCUCUAUCGCUACUUCGAGCGCGAGGUGACCAGCGGUGCUCGCCUUCUGCAGACUGUCAUCUCAGAUCUGCAGGAUGUUGUGCUGAUUUGCCAGGGGGAGAAGAAGCAAACGAACCAUCAUCGUUCCAUGCUGUCCGAAUUGGUGCGUGGCAUUAUACCCAAGGGCUGGAAGCGUUACACAGUGCCCGCUGGCUGCACCGUCAUCCAGUGGAUCACGGACUUUAGUACGCGUGUGCAGCAGCUGCAGAAAGUAUCACAGCUUGUUUCGCAGGCUGGUGCCAAGGAGUUGCAGGGCUUCCCCGUCUGGCUGGGUGGUCUGCUCAAUCCGGAGGCGUACAUCACGGCCACCAGACAGUGUGUGGCUCAAGCUAACAGCUGGUCACUCGAGGAGCUCGCUUUGGAUGUGACUAUUACCGAUGCCGGUCUGAAGACCGAUCAGAAGGACAGCAGCUUUGGAGUCACCGGACUCAAGCUUCAAGGCGCCCAGUGCAAGAACAACGAAUUGCUACUCGCCUCCACCAUUAUGAUGGAUUUGCCCUUGACCAUACUUAAGUGGAUCAAAAUCUCGUCGGAGCCGCGGGUGAGCAAACUAACUUUACCCGUUUACUUGAAUUCCACGCGCACGGAGUUGCUCUUCACAGUGGACUUAGCCGUGGCCGCUGGCCAGGAGUCGCACAGCUUCUAUGAGCGUGGCGUGGCCGUGUUGACCUCUACGGCUUUGAAUUAAUAUAUCUAACUA
Drosophila hydei is the source of this 14094-nucleotide messenger RNA. RefSeq names its product dynein heavy chain, cytoplasmic (gene Dhc64C). The record is from RefSeq and is a predicted model, not a curated record. Gene Ontology annotation, biological process: microtubule-based movement. Gene Ontology annotation, molecular function: dynein intermediate chain binding; dynein light intermediate chain binding; ATP binding. Lineage: Eukaryota; Metazoa; Arthropoda; Insecta; Diptera; Drosophilidae. The transcript is spliced from 14 exons. Gene Ontology annotation, cellular component: dynein complex. The coding region runs from base 118 to 14082 and encodes 4654 amino acids.